AUUUCCUAGGCGAACAGGCUAUGCUACUAGUUUCGGGAGAGAGAGAGAGAGAGAGAAUUAGGGUUUUAAGCUUGCACACCACAAUGGACGGUGACAUCAUACUUGAUUUAGAAAAUUGUGUUGCUGGUGAUGGUAACGCAAAAGGAAUGGUAAAGGGACCCAAAAUUGGAAGUGCUCCAAGGAAAAGGCUUGCUGACAUAACCAACUUGCAGCAGCAGCAGCUAAAAGCAGUAAACCAAGAUGUGAAGCAGCUGCCCAUUUGUCUUACAACUAAAGAGUAUAUUGAAAAGCUACGGAAGGAAAACAUGACACUUAUGAAGCUUCUUGUAGAAAGAAAUAAAAUUAUUGAACUGAGCGUAAUUGAGUUACAGAAACUGAGAAUCAAUUUUCUGAAAGUGCAGCAACAGAAUUUGCAACUUGCCCAAGCAAACAGCCAGAUGUUGGCGGAGCUUAAUUCAGGUAAAGACAGGCUAAAAGCACUUCAGCAUGAGCUUGGAUGCAAAAAUGGCUUGCUCAAAGCACGAAAACUAGACUUGGAGGUAGGUACAACUAAGCAUGAUGAAGCAGGGGAACUGUCUCAAGCUGAUAGGAGGGACGCUAAACCAUGCCACACCAACAGAAGACGGCAAUCCAAACGUCAAUCUUUGGCUCCUACCACUGUUAACCAAGUCCAUGCCACAGAGACGGUUGAAAUUAAGAGCCGUAAUUUGAGAAGGCGAUCUACAAGGCUUAAACCUGAAGAGCCAGAGCCAACGGAAGACAUGUUUGAGAUAGUUGACGCUUCUGGUCCUACCUCUCUUAAACCAGUCCAUCCUAAAGAGAAUAUUGGAAAUAAGAGGCGUUGUCUGAGAAGGCAAUCUGCAAGGUUUAAAUCUGAAGAGCCAGAACAAGCUGAAGAUUUGUUUGAGAUAGAGGAUGCUAAAUUUCCUGUCUCUCCUGUAGUUGAUGAUCUGGUGCAUGACAUUGGUCGAACAUCAUCAGGAUUGUCAGCCAAAAAAGAAGAUGAAGGAAAUACCUCCCUUAGAUUUGAAGCACAACAAAUGCGAAGAUCAUCUGUUGGAAGGCCAUUGCGCCGAGCAGCUGAGAAGAUUCAGUCCUACAAGGAAACUCCUAUCAAUGUGAAGAUGCGACGGCAGGAAUGAUACUAAGGAUGCAACAAAAAAAUUAACUCAAUUUAGUUCAUUGAGUUGCACUUGAAUAGACUAAACUCUCUCAAAUCUGUGUGUGUGUGUGUGUGUUAGGGGUUUCUCUUUGAACCUAGGUAAUAAGUUGUUAAGAGUAGAACUUAGUAGUAUAUACAUUAAAGGAGGAUUUGUUCCAAAUCUAAGGUAUGUCGCAUCUUUUAUAAGAUAUAUUUAUUGCUAACCAAAUCUCUAAU
Juglans regia (Persian walnut) is the source of this 1378-nucleotide messenger RNA. Its product is annotated as SHUGOSHIN 2-like. The transcript has 11 exons. The record is from RefSeq and is a predicted model, not a curated record. Gene Ontology annotation, cellular component: chromosome, centromeric region; nucleus. Gene Ontology annotation, biological process: meiotic sister chromatid segregation; maintenance of meiotic sister chromatid cohesion. Bases 21 to 1142 code for a protein of 373 amino acids. NCBI's taxonomy places the organism in Eukaryota, Viridiplantae, Streptophyta, Magnoliopsida, Fagales, Juglandaceae.